AUGGGUUCACUCACUUUGAAAGCCUCAGGGUGGCUCGAGCGCUUGGGUGCUGGCCAUUGUGGCUCUGUUUGGGGCAAUUUGACAUCCCCUGAAACAGACCCUGUCCCUGUUGUCAUCAAAAGGGAAGAUGGAGCCCCGGGCCGAUCCCUGAGAAACGAAUUCCUUGUACAGUCGCAAAUCUGCUCAACCGCAAGCUUAGAGCAGGUGCUCGUGCCGUCAUGCUUGGACUUCAUGGAGAGUCAGGACCCGAGAUGGCAUCAGAUACUGCCUCAAUUACCCGAUGGGUCCCAAGGCUGCAAUGCAAUGCUUGCUGAAAAGAUACAGCCGGUGUCGAUCCGAGCUCGGCGCACCCUUGUUGAGAAUUACUGCCCGGAUGAAUUGAGAGAUCAGAUUUUGAACAGCAAAGAGAAUCACCACUGCUUGGUGCGAGUCUAUCUUGGCCGUAAGCGCCGGUUGAAUCCUAAACAACGACAAACUAGAUUCUUCAGCCUCCGCAAUUUCCCCCUACACAUCAACCAUGCCGAGGAAAUGGCCUUGCCCUGUGAAUCGUACGCCAAAGCCAUGGCCGAGGCGCUAGCAACUCUGCACUGGAAAGUGAGAACCGAUGCUGCUGAUGUCGAGUUCGUUCUCGCUAGCCCAAGAGGAGAUCCCGAGGCCAAUACCAGUGCACUGGGCGAGCAUCCUCUCUGGAUGCUUGACUUUGAUUGCUCAAGACCAAUCAAAGCAGAUGAUUCCGGAUUGACAGCCAUAGCGAAGGCAUUUUGGGGAAAUGACCCAUAUUACCCACGACCUCAUAGUACGGAUGGGCGAUCCCAGAAGCUGUGGGAUAUAUUUUCGGCAGAGUAUCGACGCGUUGGUCUAGAAAUUGUACGAGUUUAUCCCAUGGGUGAAACCCCAGAAAUAUUAUCCGAACUUGUCCAUGCUGCAAUUGGCAGAAUUGAGGAAACUCAUAGCCACAGCCAAUCUUUGCCUAUAUCAAGAGACUUUACCCAAUGA
Messenger RNA from Clonostachys byssicola, 996 nucleotides. NCBI's taxonomy places the organism in Eukaryota, Fungi, Ascomycota, Sordariomycetes, Hypocreales, Bionectriaceae. The record is from the annotation of a GenBank genome assembly.